Messenger RNA from Sphaeramia orbicularis (orbiculate cardinalfish), 1666 nucleotides. RefSeq names its product sepiapterin reductase a (gene spra). Lineage: Eukaryota; Metazoa; Chordata; Actinopteri; Kurtiformes; Apogonidae. The transcript has 3 exons. Bases 70 to 873 code for a protein of 267 amino acids. The record is from RefSeq and is a predicted model, not a curated record. Gene Ontology annotation, biological process: tetrahydrobiopterin biosynthetic process. Gene Ontology annotation, molecular function: sepiapterin reductase (NADP+) activity.
UGCAGCUGAACAGAGUGGCUCUUCUCCAGACCUCUCCUCACUCCUUUUCCAGUCCACAGGUUCUGCACCAUGCAGCGCACCUGGAACUCACCCCUGGGCCAGGCCCUGUGCAUCAUCACCGGGGCCUCCAGGGGCUUCGGCCGGGAAGCAGCCACGCAGAUCUCCCGGUUAGUGAGCCCUGGGUCGGUACUGAUCCUGGUGGCCCGAUCCGAGGACGACCUGCGGACUCUGCAGGCGGAACUGACCGAGUCCAAGGCAGGUAAAGCCGGCCUGGUGGUCCGCUAUGUGGCGGCGGAUCUGGGUUUGAUGGAGGGAGUGGAAAGUGUGGUGAAGGCUUCUAAAGAGGCGUCCUCAGAUAAUAUAGAACACCUGAUCCUGAUCAACAACGCAGCCAGUCUGGGUGAUGUGUCCCGCUUUACCAGAGAGUUCACAGACAUGGCUGAGGUGAACUCCUACCUGUCUCUAAAUGUCAGCUCCUCCCUGUGCCUUACCUCCUCGGUGCUACAGGCGUUCCCACAGCGUCCACGUCUGCAACGCACGGUGGUCAACAUCAGUUCGCUGUGUGCCCUGAAGCCUUUCCCAUCGUGGGUGCUGUACUGCACUGGAAAGGCUGCACGAGAUAUGAUGUUUAAGGUGUUAGCAGAGGAGGAGCCAACCCUACGGGUGCUCAACUAUGCUCCAGGCCCUAUGGACACUCACAUGCAGGACGAGGCCAGAGUCAAAACUGCUGAUUUGAACGUCAGGAAGUCCUUUACACGCAUGGCUGCAAACGGUCUCCUCCUCAGCUGUGAGGAGUCGUGUGCCAAGCUGAUGAAGCUGCUGCGGGAGAACACCUAUGAAUCAGGAGCUCACAUCGACGUCUACGAUGUGUAGAGCCAACACAGGAAUCAGCCAUAUAACGUGAUAUCAGGUUUUUUGUAGUACGUGUGUGCCUUGAUAUUAUUCUGUGCUCUUUUGAUAAUUAUACUCAGUUUGCCCUGAAUGCACUGAGUCUUACCUCUGCAGGUUAAAGUCAGAUUUUGUUAAAGUAGUUUGCUUAACAUUCAUUUAAAACAUUCCACCAUCUCUUACAAACAUACGACCAAAUACUGGAAUCUGAAAUUUAACUACUUACCAGCUCGUAAAGACAGUUACAUCAGUUUUAACUCUGAAGAAAUUUGUAAGAAAAAGCCAAAGUAUAGACUUGGUAGCAUCUUUGAAGGUAUUGUGAUGGCUCAUUUGUCAUAUUAUUAUGAUGUUCAUGCUUUUUAUGACCUAUUACUGUGACUCAUUAGACUGUUUUUUUCACUCACAUUUGCCAAGUAUUACCAAAACAUGUUGAGAUAUUGGAGGCAAAGCACUAUUUUAAAUAUGUUUAAGAAUCUAGAGGAAAAGUUACUUUUGUGCAAGUGUUUAAUUUUUAACCAAGCAAACUGGAACUGAAAAAUACAUGUUUUUCUUUCCAUCUUUAAAUAAUAUUAAUUUCAUAGUGAAAUUAAAUUACUGGCAUAAAUUUUCAACACUUUAGGAUUGUUCUAACAAUCCUAUCGCACAAAAUAACAGACAUUGUGGAAUUAAAAAUGACUGAACACAUAUUGAUUAUGGAGGACUGAACCUGCCAUACUGAAAAAUAUGUACAGAAAUAUAAAAAUUGAUAAAUUCAUUCAUGUGCCAAUACAUGAGACAA